This is a messenger RNA of Octodon degus (degu), 3091 nucleotides long. It is a transcript of the gene Chst12, whose product is annotated as carbohydrate sulfotransferase 12. The coding region runs from base 155 to 1414 and encodes 419 amino acids. Gene Ontology annotation, molecular function: sulfotransferase activity. The record is from RefSeq and is a predicted model, not a curated record. Gene Ontology annotation, cellular component: membrane. The transcript has 2 exons. Gene Ontology annotation, biological process: proteoglycan biosynthetic process; carbohydrate biosynthetic process. NCBI's taxonomy places the organism in Eukaryota, Metazoa, Chordata, Mammalia, Rodentia, Octodontidae.
CAGGAGGGUGAGUUAGUCGCAAGGCGGCUUGCCAUUGGGUUCGCCGCCGAGGAAUUCGGCGCCAGGACGCGGGUUCGCCUCAGAGCGAUGCCCUGGCUCUUCGUGAAGCUGAAGUGAGAGGGUCCAGGCGCGGGCCCAGCCCUGGCUGGGCAGCAUGACCAAGCCCCGGCUCUUCCGGCUGUGGCUGGCGCUGGGGUCUGUCCUCAUGGUCCUGCUCAUCAUUGUGUACUGGGACAACGUGGGCACUGCCCACUUCUACCUGCACACCUCCUUGUCCAGAACGCACGUGUUGGCACCCCUCCCGACCCCCGGGCAGGGGGAGGACAAGGAAUUUGCCUCCGAUGUGGACGAAUUUCUAGAUAAGCUGCUCGCUUCUGAUACAAAGCAAAGUGAAUUCUCCAGGAAAAAGACCAAGCAGUCCCCAGUGCUGGUCCCUAGCAAGCCAGCACAGAGCCACAUGGAAGAGAGCGUGAGAGGCUACGACUGGUCCCCCCAGAACGCCCAGCAGCACCCCAACACAGGCCAACAGCAAGCAGAGCGAAGGAGCGUGCUACGCCACUUCUGCGCCAACUCCAGCCUGGCCUUCCCCACCAAGGAACGCUCCUUCGACGACAUCCCCAACUACGAGCUGAACCACCUCAUCGUGGAUGACCGGCAUGGCGUCAUCUACUGCUACGUGCCCAAGGUGGCCUGCACCAACUGGAAGCGCGUGAUGAUCGUGCUAAGCGAGAGCCUGCUGGACCGCGGUGCCCCUUACCACGACCCGCUGGACAUCCCGCGCGAGCGCGUGCACAACACCAGCACGCACCUGACCUUCAACAAGUUCUGGCGCCGCUAUGGCCGCUUCUCCCGGCACCUCAUGAAGAUCAAGCUGAAGAAGUACACCAAGUUCCUCUUUGUGCGCGACCCCUUUGUGCGGCUCAUCUCUGCCUUCCGCAGCAAGUUCGAGCUGGAGAACGAGGAAUUCUACCGCAAGUUUGCAGCGCCCAUGCUGCGGCUCUAUGCCAACCGCACCAGCCUGCCCACCUCGGUGAGUGAGGCCUUCAGCGCCGGCCUCAAGGUCACCUUCACCAACUUCAUCCAGUAUCUGCUGGACCCCCAUACCGAGAAGCUGGCGCCCUUCAACGAGCACUGGCGGCAAGUGUAUCGCCUCUGCCACCCGUGCCAAAUAGACUAUGACUUCGUGGGGAAACUAGAGACGCUGGAUGAGGACGCCGCCCAGCUGCUGCGGCUCCUCAAGGUGGACACACAGGUCCACUUCCCCCCAAGCUACCGGAACAGAACUGCCAGCAGCUGGGAAGAGGACUGGUUCGCCAAGAUCCCACUGGCCUGGCGGCGGCAACUCUACAAACUCUAUGAGGCAGAUUUUGUUCUCUUUGGCUACCCCAAGCCCGAACACCUCCUCAGAGACUGAGGCCCACUCCAAGAGUCAUGCCAGUCCUGUCACCCAAAGCUCAUAGGGGCCUGGUGCCACAUCCAAGCAGGGUGCUGGGGCCGAGCUGUCUCUUCUGCUUCCUUGCCCUUGUGCGUAGUGGCACAUUCCCUCAGGGGAGGCUGCUGAGGGUCUGGACUUGACUUCACAUGUUCCAGGUUUUAAAGCACUCACGGUUUUGCAGUCUGGGCUUGCCCUUCACUCCACAGCCUGUGUUCACUGAGCACUGUGUUGAUGUUGUUUUCUAAGAUUAAUAUAUUUCAGAUAUUUAAUAUGAAAGUGGAAGAAAGCCAGAGUAAAUUGUGGCAGCUGCGCUCUCACCCCUCUGUGGUUCUUCAGAUUGCACCCCAGGCGCACACAGUGGGUGGGGACAGUAGUGAAUAGGUACCCCAGGCCUCACACAGUCACUGGGAGGAGGAGGCUUCAUGGUGUCUCAGUGGGGAGGAGGAGCCUGAAGCUGAAUGCAGGCUGGUGUCAGUUUUCACUAGUGGGCUGGGUGCUUUCAUAAGAAAAGAGCUUUAUGAGCCCGUUGUUCAGAAGUGCAGCAUCAUGGUGCCAGCGUCACCUUGGCUCUGGCGAGGACUUCAGGGCAGAGGCAGUGGCAGGGGUUAUGUCACCAGAUAGGUGAUCAGAGCGCAGCAGGGGUCCUGGGGCCCCUUUCAAGGGCAUGGGCCCCCCCAGGACUCCCCAGCUCCACCCGUUGGAGAACCGAGCAUCAGCACAGGGGCCCUGGGGGACACAGCCAGACCACAGCGCAGUCCUUGCAUGCAUUUUUAAAAGGAUGGCAGGCAGAUCCUUUAAAAGUGCAAGCCCUCAUGUACACGAUGCGCCUGGAAGGUGUAGCCGCCAGAUCUUCGGGGCUUUCUGUCUGAGAUCAGGAUGGGUCAUAGAGAAGCUGUCUUUGGAUCAGGGCCACAGGAGAGGCCAAACUUCCCCACCCCAGCUGUCCUUUAGACAGUAGUAGCUGUCUUCAUCCUAGUCAGCAGGGGCGGUGUGGCAGGAGGUUGUCAAGGGUACUGUUUCCAUGGGUACUGUUGUCAUUGGGAAGCUUAGGUGCCACCGUCUUGCAGACUGGCUGGUUCAGCUCCAGUGCCAUUUGCCCUCAGGACACAGCUGGCCUUGAAUGCUCAGGUGUAUGUGUGGGGUUUGAGUGAAGCUCCAGAAGGCACCUUAGGAAGCCCCCAAGCAGCGAGCCACACUCCUGUAGGCUACCUUGCCACCACGCUGGAUGGUGCUGCUGCAUAGACUCCUGCUGUCAGCAGCACACUGGCAGUGUCUUUUCAUUCAUGGCAUUUGGUCAGCACUGCCGAGCCCCCGGAGUGUUGGUAGUGCUCUGUUGGGGCGUGUGCUGCAUGUCUGCAGCGCAGUAUCCUUGCUUGUCCCGUUUCCAGGAGGGAUCAAAGCCUGUGAAGUGUGUGGCUGCUGGGUGACCCUGGACUCAGUCUCCACCAUAUUAAAAAUCACAGCCUUCCUUUCAUGGGUUGUUAGAGCAGAUGCCAGCCACAUUCACUGGCCCGCCCAGCUCCUAUACAGGGCCACCAGCUUGGCCGAGACAUGUGGAGAUGGCUCCGGAAGAGGGCCGCCCCACCGUGCUGGAGGGAAGACUUCAUUCCCUCUGAUUCUCUGCCGUGUCUCUGGCCUACAAUGUGCAGUAGGCUG